CCGCCACAGAUCAUCGCUCACGGAGCAGGAUGAGGCCACUUGUCACGCGCCGUGUGCGUCUCCGGCGCCACUUCCAUCGACUUCCUAUUGGGUACAGCGUUGCAUCUGCCUCCUCUAUCUCGACAUCCCUCAGUGAUAAGUCACCGCCCCGUACAAGCAACAAAAACGCGUCAGAUCUGUCGAUAUCUCUGACCCCGGCGGAAGACUCGCUUUUCUCCUUUCUCGAGUAUAUCCAGCAGCUUUACGCCCCCAAGACGCAACUGCGAGUAGCCGGUGGGUGGGUGCGUGAUAAAUUACGUGGCGCCGAGAGCGAGGAUAUUGAUAUCGCGCUGGACAACUUGAUGGGCGCCAAGUUCGCGCGGUAUAUCACGAAAUUCCAGCGAGACCGGAAGCUGCCGCCAAGCUCUGUAGGCGUCGUGAAAGCCAAUUCGGAUAAAUCCAAGCAUCUCGAGGUGGCGACAGUGACGAUCGAGGGGUCUACCGUCGAUCUGGUGCAUCUCCGAGCUGAGGAAUACACUCCAGACAGUCGAGUGCCCGAAGUUACGUUCGCCACCCCGGAAGAUGAUGCCAGUCGUCGAGACUUGACCAUCAACGCCUUGUUCUACAAUCUGCACACACGACACGUGGAAGAUUUUACUGGAAAAGGCGUAAAUGACCUCAAGAACGGAGUUAUCCGCACUCCACGAGAACCCGUGCAGACUUUUCUAGACGAUCCAUUGAGGGUGCUAAGAGCGUUGCGAUUCGCGUGUGAGUUUGGCUUCACGUUAGAUCCAGCACUGGAGACGGCAGUGCUGGAGCAGAGAGAGAUCGUCGGCGCCAUGAGAAGGAAAGUGAGUCGCGAACGUAUCGGCAUCGAAGUGCGUAAGAUGCUCUCAGGAAAUGACCCAGUGCGUGCGUUUGGGUUGUUGAGGAAGUUCUAUCUGUUGGAGCUGGUGUUCAACGACAGUGCCGGUAGAUUGGGUGAGGGGGAAGCGUAUGACGAGGUGGAGGACAAUGGGUUCAAGUACCCACCUCGAGAAUGGACCGAGUCGAUCCAGAAUCGAGCAUGUCACUACCUCAACUACCUGCAGCAGAGCCGCAAGUGCGACAUGUCGAAUGUCGAGUCUACUGCUGCCAUUUUCACGCCUUUAUUCCUGCCUAAAGUGCCUCUGAUUGUCCCUGAAAGCCACGUGCAGGACGAGUUCGUCGACGUUACUGAGCGAGAGAUCGUCGAAAGUUCACUAGAGUUUCUCGACCACCGAGAGGCUGUCGUGGCUGCUCUGGACACCAUCGAGAUCGUGGAGAUGCUUAAAGUCCAUGUGAAGUGGCCCAAGCCUUCUGGGAAGCGUGUGGCGCUGAUAAUCGAGGCCAUUGCGACGUACCCCGAGGCGCAACCGGCACCUGAUGACACUGCUAGCGUCAACUGUGCCAGUGUGAAGCACCGUCUGAAGCGAUUCAUGUGGAUGACGCAGUAUCGCUCCGUUAUCGCUCCAGCCUUAAGCAUCUUGACUUCUGCACGUAGCUUGGACAAUAAAUACACAGCUGAAAUGACUGCAGACGAGCAGGAAGCGAUGCUGAAAGUGUGUCUACACAUGGCCAAGUCGUACGUCAAAGACGAGAACAAGCCGAGUCGAUGUCGGCGACUGGAUGGGAAGACCGUACAGACGCAACUUGGUCCCGGGGCUAGUACCAACAUCGCUCGAGCUCUGCGAGUUCUGCUCGUGUGGGAACAUGUACACCCGGACGCGAGUGUUGAGGACGAGUUGGCGUUCCUCGAGCGCCUAGCACCUCAACUAGGGGCUCCUAUUAGAGACUAAACAACAUGGUCACUACAUGAGAAUGAAGUUGUACGGAC
Phytophthora infestans T30-4 is the source of this 1834-nucleotide messenger RNA. RefSeq names its product tRNA nucleotidyltransferase, putative. The transcript has a single exon. NCBI's taxonomy places the organism in Eukaryota, Oomycota, Peronosporomycetes, Peronosporales, Peronosporaceae. Gene Ontology annotation, biological process: tRNA 3'-terminal CCA addition. The coding region runs from base 30 to 1796 and encodes 588 amino acids. The record is from RefSeq and is a predicted model, not a curated record. Gene Ontology annotation, molecular function: RNA binding; ATP:3'-cytidine-cytidine-tRNA adenylyltransferase activity.